AUGGAAAUCAAAAAAAAAAAAAUCUCCCUAACCCUCUUUUUUUUUUCUUUUCCUCUUCACCGUUUGUAUUUAGUAAGUCGAAAUAUGAGUGACUUGACAAAUAAUACUAGCUUUCAAAUCUCUAGUUCUAAACCACUGAGACAAUCAGCGUGGCAAGACAAAAGAGUUAGAUUCAAUACUUGCUAUAGUAACGAAUCUAUGGGUGAUGCUCUUGUUCAAGAGAACUAUUGGAGCUCACCCAAGGAGAACCUGAGUGGUUCGUCCAUGGGUCAAGGUUACCCACUAGCGAUAAACGGGUCCAACUCAAGAGUAACAAAUUUGGUGAAAUUGAGUUCAGCAGCUCAAGUGAGUGAGGCUGAAGUAGAUAUCAUCCAAGGUAAUAAUAGAACCAAGGUUGUUAAUCCAUCAGACCGUGUUGACGGUUCUGAAAAGGGAUAUUCUUCUCGUUAUAUGGCAUACAUAAAUAGUAUCAACCCUGAUUGGAAUGAAUCUAAUUAUGGGGCCAUUAGAGAAAAAAUGUGUAGAAUUCCCGCUGAACGUUUGUUAUAUUUGACAAGAAGGGCAAGCUCCAAUUUCGAGAUUUGCGUUGAUAGUAUUACUAUUAAAAACCCUUCACCAGACUAUUUCCUCUCUAAACAUAGAAUGAUGAAUCCAUAUGUUCCGGAUGACUUGUUGAUUGAACCAAUAAGAAGCGCUCGUUCUUUAAGGAAAUUCCUCGAAAAGAAUCCAGAUAUUUUGGACAUGUAUGAAGCAUCAUUUUAUAUUACAACUAUCUCCUAUCGUGUUCAAGAAGUAUUGAGAAAAUUAUCGAAUGAUGAUAGAAUCAAGUCAUCAAAUAAUAUUGGUCAGAUUUUUAGUCUUUUGAAACAUCCACAUCAUGCAGACUUGGAAUUAUUCAUCCAUACUACACUUGAAGGCUAUAUUAAAAACACAUCGAAAGCAGGUACUGGUAUGGAAAUAUAUGAAAGAAUAGCAUCUGGAUUUAGUUUUUAUGCCGACAAAGGUCGUUAUUUGGAUGCAGUGAAUAGAAAUGGAAAGUUUUUACAAUGGUAUUCUCAAGUUAGAGGACGUAAACUGAGAGAGAAAUUAAUUGCAAAAGUUUUGGCUAAGUAUUAUGAACCAUUCCUUAAAACAAACUCAGUUGACAUUAAUUUAAUCAUGUCAGAAUUAUUCAAACUUCCAGAAUUUCAAAUUACCUUUUAUGAAAGAUCAAUUAUUUUUAAGCCAUCAAAGAACGUACCAUCAAAUAAAAAGAGACAAAUUGAAGAAUCUCCUGACCAAGUCAAUAAGAAACCAAAAGUCAACAAAAAGAAAAAGAAGAAGUUUAACAAAGUCAACAAAGAUUUAAAUAGUCAAUGA
Candida tropicalis MYA-3404 is the source of this 1359-nucleotide messenger RNA. RefSeq lists its product as uncharacterized. NCBI's taxonomy places the organism in Eukaryota, Fungi, Ascomycota, Pichiomycetes, Serinales, Debaryomycetaceae. The record is from RefSeq and is a predicted model, not a curated record. Bases 1 to 1359 code for a protein of 452 amino acids. The transcript has a single exon.